This is a messenger RNA of Electrophorus electricus (electric eel), 1493 nucleotides long. It is a transcript of the gene etsrp, whose product is annotated as ETS1-related protein. NCBI's taxonomy places the organism in Eukaryota, Metazoa, Chordata, Actinopteri, Gymnotiformes, Gymnotidae. Gene Ontology annotation, molecular function: DNA-binding transcription factor activity, RNA polymerase II-specific; sequence-specific DNA binding. Gene Ontology annotation, biological process: cell differentiation; regulation of transcription by RNA polymerase II. Gene Ontology annotation, cellular component: nucleus. The record is from RefSeq and is a predicted model, not a curated record.
ACCAACAGUCAACAAAUUUUAAGGCAGCACGCAAGCCUGUAGUAAACCCCCAGCCUUCGAAAUCUAAGAUGGAAAUGUAUCAAGCUGCAUAUUAUACUGAAGACUUCAGAACUCAGGAGGUUCCAGGAAAUUUUGACUUCAGUUUAUAUGACUACAAUGGUGAAGACCUGUCCUUUUUGUUAGACAGCAAAGGACCUGCCCAAACGCAGUACACAGACACUUAUGGAGAACUGCAGAAGGAGCACAUGAACAGUUCCAAAGUUCAUUCUACUGAUCCUGGCUUAUUUCAUCUAGACUCCUAUCCAGAGUUUAAUGGCUGGGCAGCAUAUACUAAUGUUCCAGAUGGUAUGGAGACGGAGAGACAGCAGGGAGGCUUUCAGGAGUCUGGCACUCAGACAUACCAGAACCUGCUGCCUCCCUGUCCCCCAUCCCAGAGCAGCCCAUUCGGCUCUGCUGUGGAUGGCAGUAGCAUUUACCAGCCCACAAAAGAGCUCGGCUGCAGUGCAGCAUCUGCCUUAGACCACACAGGUGAUGCAGAGAGGACUUAUGGUUUGUUCGAAACAGAAGCACAAAGCAGACCCUCACCUUACUGGUCAGAUUACUCUUCCACCAGCUACUACAGUGCGUUGCUGGGGCAACCUCCCUCUUCCUCAUCCCCUGUUCCUCAGCCUUCAGAAACCUUCUGCCCCCGUGUGGCCAAGCGGCGUACUGCACCCUCUCAGAGAUCAGACAGGGAGGGUGAGCUGGCAGGGAUGUCUGCUUACCCAGGAUCUGGGCCUAUUCAGCUAUGGCAGUUCCUGUUGGAGCUUCUGCUUGACUCUGCAUGCCAUAACUUUAUCAGCUGGACAGGAGAUGGCUGGGAAUUCAAGAUGUCUGACCCUGCAGAGGUAGCCAAGCGUUGGGGCCAAUGCAAGAACAAGCCUAAAAUGAACUAUGAGAAGCUGAGUCGUGGCCUCCGUUACUACUACCACAAGAACAUCAUCCACAAAACAGCCGGGAAGCGCUAUGUCUAUCGCUUUGUUUGUGAUGUUCAGGGUAUGCUUGGGAAGAGUGCCCAGGAGGUCUUGGCCAGUAUGAACAUCUCACCAUCCAACACAGCCUCACCAAGAUUAACAGUUGCUGCAAAGUCAGAAGACACAGGUGAUCUGUGGCCACAUUAGAAGGGUAGGAACCUUCACAGCGCUUUACCAGAAAAGGAAAUAUUAUUGAAGGACUUAUUUGGGAUUCUAGGGAUUUUGUAUCCCAAGAGGCUCAAGGGAUUUUGCAUCUCAAGAACCUAUGAAACUGACUUUGAUCUGUGGAUAGUGGGCAUCUAUUUGGAUUGUUUUGAAAACGUCUGCAUCCACAAUUAAUUGCAGAACUCAUCAGCGCUGCUAAUAAUGGAAUCAAUUUUUGGUAUCUCACUAUAUGGAUGAAAAACUGAUGUAAAUCAUUUCACAUAGAUGCCUGGGCAUUAUCCAGUGUCUGUUGAUAAUAAAUGCAAUUUGACUUUU